AUGACUUUCCUCGUGGGCCGGCUGUUGACAUAUGCUAUCACGGCCACUGCUGGCAGUGGCUUCCUGCUCUUCGGCUAUGACCAGGGUGUGAUGUCCAGUCUGUUGACUGGAGAUGCAUUUGUUGCAAUUUUCCCCGAAAUUGAUACAACCAAGUCAGGGCACGGAAGCUCUUCUUUGCAGGGGACAGUUGUCGCCAUUUAUGAAAUCGGCUGUUUCUUGGGUGCAAUUCUCUCUUUAUUCUUUGGUGAACGGCUCGGUCGACGCAAGUGUAUCCUGGCUGGAUGUGCUAUCCUCAGUAUCGGUGCUGCGCUUCAGGCCAGUGCCUACAGCAUUCCUCAUCUCAUUGUUGGUCGCAUCAUCGCCGGUGUUGGAAAUGGUCUCAACACCAGCACUAUUCCCGUUUGGCAUUCCGAGCUAAGUAAGGCUGCAAGCCGAGGCAAAGGACUGGCCAUCGAACUGGCUAUUAACAUCUUCGGUGUGAUGCUCUCAUACUGGGUUGACUACGGAAUGAGUUAUGUCAAGAACGAGGCCCAGUUCCGCUUUCCCCUCGCUCUACAGAUAUUGUUCGCUAUCCUCACCUUCUUCGGCGUGCUUUGUCUUCCCGAAUCUCCUCGUUGGCUCAUCAAACAUGGCCAUGAAAGCAAGGCUCGCCAGAUUAUCUGGUCACUCCAGCACAACGCUCGUGAAAUCGAGGUUGAUGAUCCAGUGGUGAACGUUGAUGUCACAGAAAUCACUCGGGCAGUUGAGGAGGAAGAGGAAGCAUCCUCGGGAGGGUCCUUCAGGCUCCUUUUCCAAAACAAUAAGCAGCGCUUCUUGUACAGAACCCUGCUCGGAAUGGGAGGACAACUGAUGCAACAGAUCUCGGGAAUCAACUUGAUCACCUAUUACGCAACUGUUAUCUUCGAACAGUCGGUUGGAAUGUCCCACCACACCGCGUUGCUCUUGGCUGGUUUCAACGGAAUCGCAUACUUCUUUUCUUCCCUGGUCCCUAUCUGGACAAUUGAACGACUUGGUCGCCGCAAGCUCAUGAUGUUUGCCGUGAUUGGACAAGGAUGCUGCAUGGCUAUUCUGGCGGGCACUGUCUGGGAUGGUGGACGUGCUGCAGGCCUGGUUGCCACUGUCAUGCUAUUCCUGUUCAACUUCUUCUUCGGCGUAGGCCUUCUCGCUAUUCCCUGGCUUUUGCCCGCAGAAUAUUCACCGCUGGCAAUUCGAACUCGUUCAGCUGCUAUGGCAACUGCGACAAAUUGGAUAUGCACAUUCCUAGUCGUGGAAAUUACCCCAGUCAGCAUUGCCAAUAUUGGCUAUAAGACUUAUAUCUACUUUGCCAUCUUCAACUUCUGCUUCUUACCGCUCAUCUUCUUCUUCUAUCCAGAGACGCGCAAUCUCACUUUGGAGCAGAUCGAUCGCCUAUUCACUGGCGAAAAGGUUCAGCUUCACUGGGAUUCAUCUAUGGGUAUUGCCGGAGAUGUUGACACUCGUGUUGGCAAUGCUACGACUAAAGAUCUUGAAAAUGUUCAAGCUCAGCAUAUUGAGUAA
Penicillium arizonense is the source of this 1536-nucleotide messenger RNA. RefSeq lists its product as uncharacterized. Gene Ontology annotation, cellular component: membrane. Gene Ontology annotation, molecular function: carbohydrate:proton symporter activity. Gene Ontology annotation, biological process: carbohydrate transport; transmembrane transport. NCBI's taxonomy places the organism in Eukaryota, Fungi, Ascomycota, Eurotiomycetes, Eurotiales, Aspergillaceae. Bases 1 to 1536 code for a protein of 511 amino acids. The transcript is spliced from 13 exons. The record is from RefSeq and is a predicted model, not a curated record.